Messenger RNA from Verticillium alfalfae VaMs.102, 2187 nucleotides. Its product is annotated as ORP1. The record is from RefSeq and is a predicted model, not a curated record. Lineage: Eukaryota; Fungi; Ascomycota; Sordariomycetes; Glomerellales; Plectosphaerellaceae. Bases 1 to 2187 code for a protein of 728 amino acids. The transcript is spliced from 2 exons.
AUGCAUUCUGGGUGCCACUCCAGGAUCUCAUCCAUGUCAACUGUCAGCGGCGGCGUGCAGCCCUUCACCCUCGUUGCUGAACGAUAUGCCUUCGUUCGAGACAAGCUAGGCGACACCAGCAAACCGGACUCUGUGCUCGCAUCGCUGGAGCUCCGAUCCCAGUCCCCGAGAACUGCAACGUCACCUUCGGCGCUGGAAGAGGGGGCGGACAAAGAUCCCAGAAGCCCAUCCAGCCCAUCCGACGCUAUUCUGAUCACUCGAGGAACAGGAAGCAGCCGGUCAAGCCCGACCGAAGACUUUAGCCCACAACACAUCACCAAACAAGAUACAACCGGGUUCCUGAACCCUCCUCAAGAUCAGCUACAUACCCGAUCACAUAAGCGCACCGUCUCAGCCCCUGACUUUGCCGCCCUUUCAGCACCGUCUGGGUUUCAACCUUUCCCACCUGUCUCUGAAGCUCCGGCUUUCGUGCAACAGCAACAAGUCUACACAAUGCCUUCUCAGACCCAACCCGCCGCAGGCAACCCAGCCGUGAUUCCAGAGAUCAAGUGCAUGUACAUCGAUAAUUGUGACACAGGUUCGCAGCCUCGCAAGGCCAUUUCUCACAUCUUUGGCCGAAACAAGCUCUGCACGCGCAUGAUUCCUCCUCACGUCUGGGUUCACUAUUGCCGAAAGCAUUAUCAGCGCAGCCGCUAUCGCAACGGUCAUGAGUACGCCAAGCUCCAGAUCGAUCUUGUCGAGCAGCAGAUCGAGCGUGUUCAAGAGUGGAGUGACGCCAACAAGCGAGCCGGUACCUCUGGGGUAGUCACCAGCUGGUCUCUUGCCAUUCGCAAGCGAGAGCAGAAGCGUCUUGACGACAAGCAAGAGUCGAGGAAGCGAUCGUAUCAGGACGAGUCUGAAGAUGAGACUGCCGAUGGCGCCGUGAUGAAUGGCACUGCCGUACCGCAGUGGCUACUCGACCGUUGUGGUAACAACUACAGUACUGAGACCAUCAUGAGUGUCGUUCAACAACUCAAGUCGGAGAUCCAUGGCAACCACUUGAGUCAAAUCCCGGAUAUCGAGAUCCUACCUGCCAUCAGCAGCGAUGGCAACGAGGACAAGCCCAAGGCUCAACUCAAGCGCAAGACAAGUGGCGGUACUGGACACAAACGAUCCCAAUCCAUGGGUGUGGCUCUUCGUCACGAUAUUCAUCCUCCUCCCGCCAUGACCCGGCGCAUCAGCCAGCCACUCGGUCAUUGGGAGGCGGACAUGUUUGAGAACCCUGUCGAGAAACGGCAGCGACUUGCGCAGAUGGACGUCGGUUACUUUGCCGAACGUCACAACAUGGUGGGUGUUCCUCGCGCUGCUGAGCGCACCGUGCCCAACGUGCGUCGCAUGCAGGUAGCUCAUCGACCGGCCUUUGGCAACAUUCGUGAAAACUACCCCGAGGAGGAAUAUUACACAGCUGGGCAGCAGGCCUUUGGAUCUCCGUACAUGUAUGGCGCUGGUGGCCAGGUCGUUACCACGUCAGGGGGGGCCGCUGGUGGUCCUCUUCCCGCGCCCACCCCUCAACGGCGACCCAGCCAGUCGAUGGCUUCACACCUCGAGGCCAACAGCUCGAUGGCCGGCUACCAAGAUCCGCGCCGCCCUAUUCACCAGCGCUCUCACAGCGAAGUUGGUGCGUUCUACACCGGCUCGUCCAAUGCCUAUCGUCCAGCUUCUUCCUCGGAGUACCCAGCUCCAGGCUACGGCUACGGUCCCGGUCCGGAUUAUGACGCCUCGUACAACCAGGCAUUUUCUCGUCGUGAGGAAGACGACAUGUUCAUCGCCGGACAGCCUGUCAGCCAAGGGAUGGGUCAGCCGCCGGCGGGCAAUUACUACCAGGACGCCACUGUUCAUCGCCAGUAUGGCUAUGACACCUCGCCUUACCAGUCGGGCAUGAACGCCACCGUACGCAUGGCAGCGCCGCCCGCCACUAAGCAUGGCCGUCACCAGAGCAGCCCCAAUGUUGUGCGUGGCAUGCAGCAGCAUCGUGGUGCCCCGAGCCACGCGUAUGCACCUCUGCCAAACAUGCCUACGCGCUUCGAGCAGCCCUACGAGCAGCAACACAUGGACCAGUCGAGGGUCUCCUACGGCGCGCCCGCAGUCCAUCGGCGCCCAACCAUGGAGGACGAGUCGACAAGAGAUGCUUACGGUGUUCGUCAGUAG